Talaromyces rugulosus is the source of this 744-nucleotide messenger RNA. RefSeq lists its product as uncharacterized. The record is from RefSeq and is a predicted model, not a curated record. The transcript has 2 exons. Lineage: Eukaryota; Fungi; Ascomycota; Eurotiomycetes; Eurotiales; Trichocomaceae. The coding region runs from base 1 to 744 and encodes 247 amino acids.
AUGUCUGAGCAAGCCAGCAAUCCCGAAGUCUCUCAAGAAAACCCUGCUCCAUCCACACCUCAGCAGAAGAAGCCUCCUAAGCUCAACAGAAAGAAGCCUGCCACUGAAGAGCAACAACAACAACAACCAGACGUCAAGGCCGAAGAGGACCCAUCCCAACAAGACGAACAAGAAGAUAACAACGCCACAAAAGACGAGCCAUCUGACGAGGUUCCCAAACAAGAAGAAGAAGAACAAGACGAAAAACAAGAACAAGAACCACAGCCCGAGCCUGAGCCAGAACCACGUCGCCGAAAUCGACGAAGCCGUCCCAAUAGACGCGUACAACGCUACAACGACCCCGAAGACACCGAAGAAAUUAACCGUAGCGAAAUGGAAGCCCAACAACAACCACAAGGCGGACGACGCAACCGCACACGCGCCGGACCCAGCAAGGGCGGCCGACGGUUCCAGCAGGAACAACAAGACCAAGAUGGCGGUCCUCUCGGUGGUAUAGGAGAAGUUGGCAAUACCGUCAGCGGCGCCACCGACAUGGUCCAAAACACCGCCGGAAAAGCCGUCAACGGCGUCACCGACUCAGCUGGUAAAGCAGUCGGCGGCGUGCUCGGUGGCGGACAAAAGCAAGAAGACGAUGAUGGCGGCAAAGACGAGCAGCUGCGCCUCCGUCUUGAUAUAAAUCUGGAUAUUGAGAUCCAGCUCAAGGCCAAGAUUCAUGGUGAUCUUACCAUCGGUUUAUUCUCCUAG